AUGGGGGCCCCGUGCCGCGGGCCUCCGGCUGCCCCCGGGGCGCGGCUGCUGCUGCUGCUGCUGCUGCUCCUGAGGGAGCCGACCCUGGCCCGCGGCUCCCUGCGGCUCCUGGACCACCCGGCGCCCGUCUGCGCCCAGCCGGGCCUGAACUGCACCAUCGAGAAGAGUACCUGCCUGGAUGACAGCUGGAUCCGCCCGCAAAACCUGACCCCUUCGUCCCCCAAAGACGUCCAGGCCCGGCUGCAUUUUAUUCAUACCCAGGAUGGAGACCUACUCCCUGUGGUUCACAUCACCUGGACCCUGAAGACAGAUGCCAGCAUCCUGUUCCUGAGGGGUGCAGAGGUGUCUGUCCUGCACCUGAAUACCAACGAGCUUUUAUGUGUCAAGUUCAAGUUUCUGUCCCAGCUGGAGCAUCGGUUUGGUCAGCGGUGGCAUUUUAACUUCAGCCACUUUGUGGUCGAACCUGGCCAGCAGUAUGAGGUGACUGUCCACCACCUGCCCCAGCCUGCCCCUGGUGGGGACCCAAAUCACGAGUCUCAGAACUUAUCCGUGCCUGGCUGCAGGCACCCCCAGAUGAAGGUAACCACACCGUGUGUGAACUCAGGCAGCCUGUGGGAUCCCAACAUCACCACAGAGACCAUCGAGGCCCGGCAACUGCGGGUGAGCUUCACCUUUUGGGAGGAAUCCACCCGUUACCAGAUCCUGCUGAGCAGCUUCCCCAACAAGGAGACCCAAAGCUGCUUCACAAGAGUCCUGGAUGUGCCUGCGCCCACCCCAGAGGACUUCCACCGGCGGACCAACGUCACACUCAGCCUGUCGAACUUCAGUGGGUGCUGCCGCCACCAAGUACAGAUCCAGCCCUUCUUCAGCAGCUGUCUGAAUGAUUGCCUCAGACACUCCGUGACUGUUCCCUGUCCCAAGAGCCUAGACUCUCCAGAUUUGAUAGCAGAGCAUGUCCCCCUGUGGGUGUAUGGGCUCAUCAUGGCCGUCGCGGUCCUGUUGGUGGCCUCCGUCAUCCUGCUGAUCCUCUGCAUGACCUGGCGGCUGGCGGGUGCACGUCGUGAGAAAUAUGAUGUCAACACCAAGCACACAGAUGUCCUGCCCGCCGAUGCCCUGACCCCGUCACCCCUGAAGCCGAGGAAGGUCUGGAUUGUCUACUCCGCCGACCACCCCCUCUACGUGGACGUGGUGCUAAAGUUCGCUCAGUUCCUGCUCACCGUCUGCAGCACGGAGGUGGCCCUCGACCUGCUGGAGGAGCAGGUGAUCUCAGAGGUGGGGGUCAUGACCUGGGUGAGCCGCCAGAAGCAGGAGAUGGUAGAGAGCGACUCCAAGAUCAUCAUCCUGUGCUCCCGAGGCACCCGGGCCAAGUGGCAGGCCAUCCUCGGCUGGGAGGCCUCGGCCGUGCAGCUCCGCUGUGACCGCUGGAAGCCCGCGGGCGACCUUUUCACGGCGGCCAUGAACACGAUCCUCCCAGACUUCAAGAAGCCAGCCUGCUUCGGCACCUACAUCGUCUGCUACUUCAGUGACAUCAGCAGCGAGAGCGACAUCCCCGACCUCUUCCACAUCACUUCCCGGUACCCGCUCAUGGACAAAUUUGAGGAGGUCUACUUCCGGAUCCAGGACCUGGAGAUGUUUGAGCCCGGCCGGAUGCACCGCGUUGGGGAGCUCACCGGUGAGAACUACCUGCAGAGCCCCAGCGGCUGGCAGCUCAAGACAGCCGUAGAGAGAUUUCGGGAGUGGCAGAUUCGGUGCCCCGACUGGUUUGAGCGUGAGAACCUCUGCCCAGCGGAUGACCAGGACCUCCCGUCCCUGGACGAAGAGGUGUUUGAGCCACUGCUGCCCCCGGCAGGCGGCAUCGUCAGGCAGGAACCACUGGUGCGGGAACCUGCCUCCGAGGACUGUCUGGUGGUGGAUCUGAUUGUCAGUGAGGAAGGAAAAGGGGCAUCAAAGCUGGACCCUCAACUUCAGCCCCAGGGGGUGCCGGCAGCCCAAGCCCUCCAAACCGCCGUGUUCCCCGUGGAGACAGUCCCUCCAGCUCAGGCCGUGAAGCCCAUCCCUGGGGCAGUGGGAGACAGUACAGCCGGCCAACUGGCCGUAGUGGAGCCAGGUGAGGCCUGUCCACUGCUGGAGGGCAGUGGCCCUCAGCGGAACAGUGUCCUCUUCCUCCCGGAGGCCUCACAGGACCCACCGCUCUGCAGCACCCCGGCAGCCUCGUCCGGCUUCCUGGACGGCUGCAGGGGACAGCUGGAAGGCUUGAUGCUCUCCCUCUUCCAGCAGAGUCUGAGCUGCCAAACCCAAGCAGAGUGGGAGAGGCCGGCGGUGGGCCUCAAAGACCUGCAUACCCCCUUCGAGGAAGAGCAGUCUGACCAGGGCUAUAUCUCUAGGAGCUCCCCUCAGCCCCCCGAUGGACUCACAGAGAUGGGGGAAGAGGAAGAAGAGCAGGACGUGGCUCAGUCAGCUAAGCCCCUUUCCCCUGCGGACCUGGCGCGUCUACGAAGUCUCCAGCGACAGCUCUUCUUCCAGGAGCUUCGGAAAAACUCUGGCUGGGACAGUGUGGAACUGGAGAGACCAAACUCCUAGAGGCCUCUCAGACCCUGAGCAUUGAGCAAAGGGGCAUGUGUGUGCCUGUGUGUGUGUAUGUGCUCUUGGGUGUAGGUGUGUGAAAUGCACCUUCAAAAUGUAAACAUUUGAUUCUGAUCCCAGUGUGUCCUUACCUUUUCUUUCUCUGACAAUGUGGUUAUCUUCCUUCCUCACAAGAAUCCAUAUCCUGUUCCCCAGAGACAAGAGCAACGUGUCUGGGAGUCUCCUUCAUCCAGUCAUCCUGCAUCUGCUCUGCCCCUCCUUCAUGCAGGCAUCUGAGAAACAAAGAUGAGUUACACCCAAUGUGGCUCUAACCCUCUCGGCGCUCACCCUCCAGUGUGAGCAAUAGGUUAGCAAGCAGAGGAUGGUCCUGUGAAGGUCUCUUGGCGACUAGAGGCCUGCCCAGGGCUGGGAAAACAGAAAGGGCACCUGGCCUGGGGAGAGAUUCCUGGAGGAGGUGACAUAUGAGCCAAAGAAGAAACUAGUUUUCUGGGCCACGAGACUGUGGCUGGAGAAGGUGAAAGUCCCAAGACGGAGCAGGCUGUGGGGAAGGGCCGGAGUGAGGCCAUCAGCAAGCUGAGCCUGGAGUGGAAGAAGGGAGGUGACCAAGGGUGAGGCAGGGAAGGGAGGUAGCCAGAGCCCAGGCAGGGGGAGCCUUCAGGGCCACUGGAGCUGACACAGCAGCUUGAAGGCCUGGGGCUUUAUCUGAUGCACUGUCACCCUUUAGAGGAGGAGGCUGAGGGCCAAAUAUACCCAGAAGUCAACUUCCUUGGGCUCAGGUUGCAUCCUUCCAAAAUGGAGUCUUGUGAGGAUGAGCGUGCUUGCGGAGACUUGGGUGGCGUCACACCCAAGGAGUGCUCCCCACGUGGACACCAUCACAGCGUACAGGCAUGGCAACCCCACCACUUCUGGCGGGUGAGCCUCCCAGGCUGGCUAAAUCUGUUCAAGAGAAGCACUCACACCUGAUCCCGGGUCAGGACGCGAUGGGAAGCCAGGCACUGUUUAUCUCGCCUCCCUGCCUGUUGUUACUGCUUCCUCCCUCCAGUGUUUCCAUCUUCAGAUUAUAAAAGUGUUAGCAGGGGCCUCCCUGGUGGUGCAAGAGGUUAAGACACAACCUGUUAAGCUGUCUACAGCCUCUGCAGUGCAAGUUCGAUCCCUGGCCAGGGAGCUACCCACAUGGCGCAGCAGACCUCUCGUGACUCACCUGCUGCUCCCCUCAGCAGUGUAUUUCAGUCCAUCUGCCUGUUCUGCUUCCCACUCUGGUGAAUCCUCUCAUGCCCCACACCUCUGGCCUGUACCCCAGUUCUUGUAUGCGUAAAUAAAUCUUCAAAAAAAAAAAGUGUUAGCAGGUAGGGCCUCUCCUGGUGGCGCAGCAGUUGAACGCUGGGCUGCGAAGUUGCCCACAGCCUCUGCAGCACCAGUUUGAUCCCCGGCCGCCGGCGAGGGUCCCACAUGGUGCGCAGACCUCUCCUGCCGCCCACUGCUCCCCUCAGCAGUGUAUUUCGUCAGUCUGCCUGUUCUGUUCUCCUCUCUGGCUCUAGUGAAUUCUCUCACCCUCCCAUGCUUCUGACUGUACCCAG
Molecule: messenger RNA, 4160 nt
Organism: Talpa occidentalis (Iberian mole)
Lineage: Eukaryota; Metazoa; Chordata; Mammalia; Eulipotyphla; Talpidae
Gene: IL17RA
Product: interleukin 17 receptor A
Exons: 13
Coding region: 1-2580 (859 amino acids)
Molecular function (GO): interleukin-17 receptor activity
Source: RefSeq, a predicted model, not a curated record